AUGAUGCGAUCGUAUCUUUUGGUCGGAUUCAUGACCGCCCUUUGCCAACCGGCCUACGGUGUAGUAUUUCGUGAUAAGAUUAAGCAAGUUGUCAGGGGCGACUCUCUUUCGUUACUGCAUGAUGCCGAGGAUGCAACAUCUGUGAGAUUCGGCAAGCCACCAAAUCUUGAGGCGCAGGUCUGGAAAUUCGAUACUGAGGGCUUUAGUCCGGAUGAAGCUGUUAUCACGCCUCUGGACUCCUACAAGACCCUGCUAUGUGAGGAGGGCAGCAAAUGCAGGCUGGAUCCUGAAGGAACAAAACAACCCUAUUUGGUCACUAGGGUCGAUGAGACACGUCCCAUUUUCACCUUUCAAGACACUCUUUCGAAGCUCUAUAUGUCACGCACAUCUGACCUGUACCUGGAGCUGACCCCAGUCACUUCUGAUUCCAUUUAUUUUGAAUUAGAAGCAGUCCACGGUAUGUUGAAAAUCCCAGUUAAUUCCCAGUAA
Messenger RNA from Penicillium mononematosum, 489 nucleotides. RefSeq lists its product as uncharacterized. The coding region runs from base 1 to 489 and encodes 162 amino acids. The transcript has a single exon. The record is from RefSeq and is a predicted model, not a curated record. NCBI's taxonomy places the organism in Eukaryota, Fungi, Ascomycota, Eurotiomycetes, Eurotiales, Aspergillaceae.